UGCGACCCCUACCGGCAGUGAUGUGAUACCACCAGACAUUAAACUGAUGACGUGGUUCGGUCCGUUGACUAGAGCAGCAGUAUGGCCGACCAGAGCAGGCAAAUAAAACUCGCUGCGGCUAAGAAAAAGCUGAAGGAGUUUCAGCAGAAGAGCUCCCCUGCUAGUGUGGGAGGAGAAAAGUGUGGAGGAGGAGGUGGCGGAGCAGGGGCCAAGAAGAAGAGGAAGGUGAAGGGACUGAGCCAACACGAUGCACCUUCAACAGACAGAAACUCUCCAGACAAUUUUGACAGAAUUCUGAAAACACUUAGUCAAAGCAAUGGAGUAGUCCUACCUCCUUAUAGCAACAGUCAGGUGAGCCUCUGUCUGUCUGUCUGUCUGUCUGUCUGUCUGUCUCUCUUUCUUUUCUUUGUUUCUGCCCUGCCUGGUUUUAUCUCUCAUGUGGUAUUUAAAUAUUUUAUCUUACUUCCCCAUUCUUAUGUCACACUAUGUGCACAUAUUCUUUUUUGUCACACAGACUAGAAAGCAUCGCAUUGCUGCUUUUAAAUCCACAUCAAGAGAGUGCAUACAGGGUUAAGAAAAGUGGAGGGUGCACAGUUAUUUCUUUGAGUUUAUCCCAGUGUU
Messenger RNA from Sander lucioperca (pikeperch), 621 nucleotides. RefSeq names its product golgin subfamily A member 2-like. The transcript is spliced from 3 exons. NCBI's taxonomy places the organism in Eukaryota, Metazoa, Chordata, Actinopteri, Perciformes, Percidae. The coding region runs from base 82 to 519 and encodes 145 amino acids. The record is from RefSeq and is a predicted model, not a curated record.